Messenger RNA from Siniperca chuatsi (mandarin fish), 6666 nucleotides. Its product is annotated as mucin-2-like. Bases 197 to 2899 code for a protein of 900 amino acids. The record is from RefSeq and is a predicted model, not a curated record. NCBI's taxonomy places the organism in Eukaryota, Metazoa, Chordata, Actinopteri, Centrarchiformes, Sinipercidae. The transcript is spliced from 9 exons.
CCUUUAUUCCGUUCUAAUAUUUAAAGGCCUUAACAGAUGUGGACUGUCACUUAAGGUGAAACCUUUGCAAUAUGACAGAUGUGAAUUUAAAAAAAAUCUGAAUUUAAAAAACACAUCUAUAAUCAGAUAGAAAGGGGGAAUUUCUAACUUUUCUGACAUCUGACAUCUUUUCAUUUUGGAUUGAAAGGCAGACAAGAUGGGUGUCGGACGGAACAUAUCAAUUUUCCUGAUUCUAAUAGUUGCUAUGGAUGUGGCAACGAGACGAGCAGCUGCACAAGCUGCUACAAAUGCUCCAACAACGACAACAGCAACAAUGGUAACAACUACACCUGCUCCAACAACUACAACUGCCUCAACAACAACCCAUGCUCAGACAACGACAACUGCGGCAACAACUACACCUGCUCCAACAACAACGACAACUGCCACAACAACAAUACCUGAUCCAAAAACAUCGACAGCGACAACAACAACACCUGCUCCAACAACAACGACUGCGGCAACAACUACACCUGCUCCGACAACAACGACAACUGCCUCAACAACUACACCUGCUCCAACAACAACGACUGCUUCAACAACAACAACUGCUCCGACAACGACAACUGCGGCAACAACUACACCUGCUCCAACAACAACGACUGCGGCAACAACAACACCUGCUCCGACAACGACAACUGCCUCAACAACAACACCUGCUCCAACAACCACGACAGCGACAACAACAACACCUGCUCCAACAACAACGACUGCGGCAACAACUACACCUGCUCCAACAACAACGAAAAAUGCGGCAACAACUGCACCUGCUCCGACAACAACGACAACUGCCUCAACAACUACAACUGCUCCAACAACAACGACUGCGGCAACAACAACACCUGCUCCGACAACGACAACUGCGGCAACAACAACACCUGCUCCGACAACAACAACAGCAGCAACAACUACACCUGCUCCAACAACAACAACAGCAACAACAACUACACCUGCUACAACAACUGAAGCAACAACUACACGUUCUCCGACAACAACGACAGCAGCAACAACAACAACUUCUGCUCCAACAACAACAACUACAGCAACAACUACACCUACUCCAACAACAAGUAUGUCAACAACGACAACUACAGCAACAACUACACCUCCUCCAACAACAAGUGUGGCAACAACAACGACAGCAGCAACAACUACUUCUGCUCUGACAAUGACAACGACAGCAACAACUACACCUGCUCCAACAACAACAACAGCAGCAACAACAACACCUGCUCCAACAACAACGACAGCAGCAACAACUACUUCUGCUCUGACAAUGACAACGACAGCAACAACUACACCUGCUCCAACAACAACAACUGCAUCAACAACUACACCUUCUCCAACGACAACGACUGCUACAACAACUACACCUGCUCCAACAACUACAACUACAGCAACAACAACACCUGCUCCAAGAACUACACCUGCUCCGACAACAACGACAGCAGCAACAACUGCACCUGCUCAAACGACAACAACACCUGCUCAAACAACGACAACUGCAACAACAACGACAACUAUAGCAACAACGACACCUGCUCCAACAACAACUACAGCAGCAACCACUACACCUGCUCCAACAACAACAACUACAGCAACAACUACACCUGCUCCAAAAACAACAAGUUUGGCAACAACAACAACAGCAGCAACAACUACUUCUGCUCUGACAACGACAACAACAGCAGCAACAACAACACCUGUUCCAACAACGACGACUUCAGCAACAACAACACCUGCUCCAACAACAACGACAGCAACAACAACUACAACUGAUCCAACAACAGCAUCAACAACUACACCUGUUCCAACAACAACAACUACACUUGCACCGACAACAACGACAGCAGCAACAACUACACCUGCUCCGACGACAACGACUGCAGCAACAACAACGACAGCAGCAAAAACUACACCUGCUCAAACAACGACAACUGCGGCAACAACGACACCUGCUCCAACAACAACGACAGCAGCAACAACUACUUCUGCUCUGACAACGACAACUGCAGUUGUUCCUGCACCUUUGUAUGCUAUCUCAAUAAACUUGCAAGCAGAACCUUUUUCAGCUGACCUUCUUGACACCACCAACAUUCGAUUCAAAAAUCUUAAAAAACGAGUUGAAGACACGUGCAAUAUCAUAUACAAACGAAAAUUUGGUGAUCAGUUUGACCGGUGCAUUUUGAAACAGUUCAGGCCUGUUCCACCCUCAACUCGAGUGGAUGGAACUCAAGCAGAUCUGGAUGUUUUGUUUACUCGGACUACUCCCACUGCAGAUCUCCCACUGAAUAGCGUUGUUGCUCAAACCUUAGUAGAAGCUGUGAAUAAUUCUACCAAUAACUUCAGUGUGAGCAUAAAUCCCAACACAGUCCAAGUACUAGCUGGUCCAGUUCCAGAGCCAGCUACAAUUUCUGCACCUACAACUACCACACCUAUAACUGUAGCAUUCAUAAUAACAAGGGUGACGUUCCGAUCUGUUCUAAGCACAUUUACAAGGGACUUGCUGAAUCCAUCAUCUGCAGCUUUCAGAAAUCGAGCUUCAAUGAUAAAGACACAGCUUGAACCUGUUUUCCAAAGGGCAUUCCCUUCCUCCUUCAACUCCUUGGACGUGGUGACAUUCAGAAAUGGCUCAGUAAUCAACGAGAUGAACCUUCGUUUUGCAAGCACAAAUGUUCCUAAUAUCACUCCUAUUGCAAGUGUUUUGAUCAGUGCAGCUUCAAACAUCACUGGCUUUGACAUUGAAGGCAACUCCAUCAACGUGAAUGGCUUAUCUUCAAGUGGAGUACGCCACAAGAUCAGUCUCCUCACUGCAUCCUGCCUGGUACUGUUGUCAUGGCUACUGUCAAGCCAGCAAUAGCAUCAGUGCUGAUUUCCAUUUGAAUUGCUAUCAGAACAUGACUGCCAUCACUGGUAUGAAAAAGGACUAGAAUUGAACACGUUUCUGUGUGGGAACGUCCAGGAUCCUGGGCCGGGCAGCAUGACACAGCCAGCUUUAAGCACCUGGUCCAUUUAAUCAUCACUAGAAUAAUAAGCCAAACAAUAUAACGACACUUUGUAUUAAGCCCUGGGAUGUCAGAAAAUAAUUGCAAUAUUUCACUAUUAAUGUAAAAUGUAACGUAUAAAUGCAUGUUGCUUCUCUGAAUACUACGCUAUAACAAUAUUUAACUUAGUUGCUAACAUAGCAGCAUAACAUAGUAUAGCAACAUAAUAGCUCUGCAGAGAGCAUAUUGUAAAGGGAACAAGUCUUAAAAAUUGAAUGAAGGAACACAUGCAGCUCGUGAUGGGCUGCACAUCUCAACCCUGAACCAAUACAUAAAAUUUUAUCAAAGGUCAUGGUAUAUGAUAUAUAAACAAUGUACUGUCAGUUUCCUUAUUAAUAUAAAAUAUAUUUAUGUAAUCAUGCAUAGCUGUAUUCUGUGAGUCUUCUAAAGGCAGUUAAUGGACAGCUAUCUCUUUGCCCUUCAUCACCCGUCAUGUCAAGGCCCCCACCCAGCCAAGCACAGUUUGUUCCAGCAGCAGUGCUGAUAUGAAGACCAGCAAAGAUAACUGAGAUACUGAGGGCUCCAGCUAUAGAAAUGGUACGCAUAAAUGUUCGCAUAAUCAGCUGGACCCAAGUGGCACCUUACCCAUUCCUGUUGUGACUAGUUGUAGAAUCAACAAAAUGAUCUACACUUCCACUGCAAACCUGUCAAAUUUGAUACCUAUUCCCUGUCAACCAAAAUCAGCCUUGAGGUCUGUCAGUAACACUAACACCAUAAAACUAGCCCUCCUUUUUAGUUAAUGAUCUAAUUAGUACUUAUAAACUUGAUUUUGUGAUUUUAACGGAAACGUGGUUAGAAAAAAGUAACAGUGCAACCAUUCUCAUUGAGACAGCCCAUCCUAACUUUAACGUUAUGGAUUAUGUCGGUCUGGGUCAAGACGAGGAGGAGGAGUCGCUGUUUUAUUCAAUAAUAUAUUUCAGGGCAAACAGACAACAUUUGAUGAUUUUCCAUCUUUUGAAUAUAUUUCUGCAGUUUUGAAAUGUUCCCCCCAAGUUCUGCUAGUAAUUAUUUACAGGCCACCAAAAUAUUCUCACAACUUCUUUGAUGAUUUUACAGAAUUACUGUCUAUUAUUUCCACUGAUUUUGACUAUAAUAUUCAUAUUGAUAAUUCUAAUGACAAUGGUGCUAAGAAUUCUUUGUUAUUUUGGACACAUUCGAUUUGUCUCAGCAUGUGAAAGGGCCCAUGCACAGCCGGGGGCACACUUUGAUUAUCACAAAGGGUCUCAAUAUCUCUAAUGUUUCUGUCAUUGAUCCUUCCUUAUAUGACCAUUUCUGUGUUUUCUUUGACAUGUCUUUUAUUCCUGACAUCCAUAUUAACUCAAACGGUAUAUCAAUAAAAAUACUGGUGCACUUUUUAAAAAUAUGAUACAUUACCACCUCUCGCCUUAAGCUCUGCUAAUUAUCUUGUAAAUAACGUUAACUCUAAACUUGGGAAUGUUAUCGAUACCAUUGCACCUCUUAAGGUUAAAUCAUUUUCUGGCAAGCAAAGAGCAUGGAGAAAUGCUGCAUCUGUAAAAGUCCAGAAAAGAGAAAGCUGUAAAGUUGAACCUAAAUGACACAAAACAAAAAUACAUGUAUAUCUUGACAUAUACAAGGAGAGCCUCCGUGCUUACAAUUUAGAUGUGAAAAGUGUCAUUAACAAUAGCAUUAAUAAUGCACAGACCCUAUUUGCAACUGUCGAGAGGCUGACCCCCCCCCAAACGCAAACAAACCCUGAACUCCUAUCCACAUCCAUUAAUGCAAUGAGUGUGCAUCCUUUUUCACUAACAAAAUUUUACAUAUUAGACAAGCCAUCAAUACUUCCAUGUCAAAUAAAACUGUUGGAUCUGUACCAUGUUUAUAUAAAAGUAAUAUGGAAAGGUUGAUACAGUUUAAUACCAUAGACUACAAAACUCUUGAUGAAACAGUGAGACAACUUAAGCCAUCCAUUUGCUACCUCGAUGCUCUACCUACGAGCUUCUUUAAGAACGUAUUUGACUGCCAGGUGAUAGACGUAUUGGAAAGAGUAAACCUCUCUGCAAUCGGAUAACUUUACAAAGGCUCUGAAAACUGCAGUUAUUAAACCUCUUUUAAAAAAACGGAGCCUAGAUGCCUCUAUCAUUAACAACUACAGACCAAUAUCAAAUCUACUGUUCAUAGGUAAAAUCAUUGAGAAAGUUGUAUUACAGCAACUUAAUUACUUCUUAGUCUCAACAGGUUGCUAUGACAACUUCCAAUCAGGAUUUCGACCCCUCCAUUGCACCGAAACUGCUCUUAUUAAAGAUCUAAAUGAUAUUUGUUUUAGCACUGACUGUAAAGCUUCAAUACUGGUGUUACUGGAUCUCAGGGCUGCAUUCAACACUGUCGACCACUCAAUUCUUUUGGACAGGUUGGAAAAUUGGGUUGGGCUUUCCGGCACAGUCUUGGGCUGGUUCAAGUCCUAUCUACAUGACAGGAACUACUUUGUUUCAAUUAGCAAAUAAUUAUCUGAGCUAACUAACGUUACAUGUGGAGUCCCCCAAGGUUCAAUCCUGCGGCCGUCUCUAUUCAACCUCUACAUGCUCCCGCUAGGCCCAAUUAUGCAAAACAACAAUAUCGCUUACCAUAGUUAUGCUGACGACACUCAACUCUAUAUAGCUCUAUCACCAAAUGACUAUCGUCCUAUAGAUUUGCUGUGCCAGUGCAUUGAACAAGUCAAUGACUGGAUGUGCUAGAAUUUCCUUCAACUAAACAAGGACAAAACGGAGAUUAUUAUUUUUGGUGCCAAGUAAGUUAGACUAUUGUAAUGGUCUCUUUUCAGGUCUCCCUAAAAAGGUGCUUAGGCUGCUACAGCUUGUUCAGAAUGCUGCUGCAAGAGUCCUAACAAAAACUAAAAACUUUGAGCACAUUACACCAAUUCUCGAAUCUCUUCAUCGGCUCCCGGUGUGCAAAAGAAUUGAUUUCAAAAUUCUGGUGCUCACCUAUAAAUCACUAAAUUGUUUAAUACAUCACUAAACUGCUUGUACAAUAUUAACCCUCUAGACCCCUCAGGUCAUCCGGACCGGUCUGCUAACUGUUCCCAGAGUCAGGACAAAACGUGUGGAGGCAGCGUUUAGCUACUACGCAACGAAUACCUGGAACAGACUUCCAUAGGAUUUGAAACUUGCACCAAAACUUAUCACCUUUAAAUCUAGGCUGAAGACGUUUAUGUUCACCAGUGCCUUCUGCUAAUCUGCAAACUUUGCACUUUAAUUUCUGACAAUAUAGCGUCUUUAUAAUUGAAACAUUUGUUCUUACUCUUAUAUUCUUUUAAAUAUCUUUUCAUGCAUUGUUUUUAAAUCCUGUUUUAUUGUAUGACAUGUUUUUUUUAUGUAAAGCACAUUAGGUCUGCCUCGUUCAUGAAAUAUGCUACAUAAAUAAAGUGCCUUGCCUUCUUGUAGUUUGUACAAUUUCUGUCACAAACUUUACAAUAAUCAGAAUACAAAAUCUUUCAAGAAUUUAAAUUGUGUCUCAUGUGAUGUUUUCCAAUUUUUGUGUGUGUAUUAGGGCAUGUAAAGCUCUGGUGAUGUUUACAGACAAUCAAACCUUGCCUAUAAUUAAAUUUCACAAUAGUGUCUUACAAUCA